AUGAGCGCAGGCAGCGUCUGCCCCGUCCCGGGCUGGCCUGAGACGUUCCUGGGCGCCAGGCCUCCGGCGUCCCGGCUGGUAAAGAGGAUGAGCAGCAAGGAGCCGUGCGAGAGCCGCGGCCCGAGCAGGCUGCCCGGCGCGGAGCCGGCUGAGGAGCUGGGGGGCUCUGGGCGGGAGCCCUGCGACAGCGCCGAGAUGCAGCUGAAGGUGGACUUCUUUCGCAAGCUGGGCUACUCCUCGGAGGAGAUCCACGUCGUGCUGCAGAAGCUGGGCCUGAGUGCUGACACCAACACUGUGCUGGGGGAGCUGGUGAAGCACGGCCCGGCCGAGCGGGACAACACUGAAGCCCCGCCGGAGGCCCCGGAGGCGCCGCUGGUCCCGCGGGGUGGAGCCGGCAACAAGAGCCCCGCGCCCACCCCGGGCCUCGAGGAGGCCGAGAGCGACAACCUGAAGCCCAUCGUUAUCGACGGCAGUAACGUGGCCAUGAGCCAUGGAAACAAAGAGGUCUUCUCCUGCCGAGGGAUCCUUCUGGCUGUGCAGUGGUUUUGGGACAGGGGACACAAGGAUAUCACAGUCUUUGUGCCAUCUUGGAGGAAGGAGCAGCCACGACCAGAUGUACUAAUAACAGAUCAGUACAUUCUCCGUGACCUGGAGAAGAAGAAAAUUCUGGUGUUCACUCCUUCCAGGAGGGUUGGAGGCAAGCGUGUGGUCUGCUAUGACGAUAGGUUCAUUGUGAAGCUGGCACACGAGUCUGAUGGCAUCGUGGUGUCCAAUGAUACCUACCGGGACCUGCAGAACGAGCGGCCGGAGUGGAAGAAGUUCAUCGAGGAGCGGCUGCUGAUGUACUCCUUUGUCAAUGACAAGUUUAUGCCUCCAGAUGAUCCCUUGGGGCGUCACGGCCCCAGCCUGGAUAACUUUCUCAGGAAGAAACCUGUGGUGCCAGAACACAAGAAACAGCAGUGCCCUUAUGGGAAGAAAUGCACUUAUGGAAUUAAGUGUAAAUUCUACCACCCUGAAAGGAUCAAUCAGCCCCAGCGCUCCUUAGCUGAUGAACUCCGAGCCAAUGCAAGGCUGUCUCCAACCAGAAGUACCAGUGCCAAGGAGGAGAAAAAGGGCAAGAGAGGUUCCCAGGCAGAGCUCUUGUGCUCUGUGCCCACAGAGAGCGAGAAAAGCUCUUUGCAGAAGGCCUCUGCAGAGAGGAAAAUCUUGACCCACAAAGCAAAGCCCAGUGACGUUCUGCUUCAGGUCAAAGGUGGCUGCAUGUCAGGAAGUGUCCCCCCUAAUAGUGGGAGCCACAGGUCCUCUGAGAGGUACCAGCAGCCUCAUAUGGACUCUCUGUCUUACAUCUCUCAGGAGCAUCUUGACUCAGGCAUUGGAUCUCUGGAGAACCAACUGUCUGAUAUGUGGCCUUACAGAUCUCCCAGUCACUGUGAUCAUUCCCAUGCUGAUCCAGUAGCAGUCUGCAGCUGUGGGAGGCAGAGACCACUCUACACACAUUCUCCCAGCUUGGAGCAAAACGGUCUGGUCUCCUACAAGCAUGCUUCCCAUAAGUCUUCUUCCUCUGGUGCUAGCUUCUUGCAGUACAGCCCUGAGAUCUCUCACUCAGGAGCACCUCACUCUUUCUCAAGCUAUGGAGUGCCUGUGCACCCAGCUAGCCCUGGGCAGUACAGCCUGCCCGGUGAGUACAGUGCCCCUGCAGCCCCUUCCCGUGAGUACUGGUCUGAGCCGUACCAGGUGGCGCCGGCCGCAGCGCGACCCAGCGGCGUUCGUGCCCCCCGGGCGGUGCAGAGAGCCCCGGGGCCAGCCUAUGGGGAGUGCGGCUCCCAGUGGGCAGUGCCUGAGCAGUUCGCAGAGGAGCGUGCCAACGUGCAUGUCAAGCUGUGUGGCAUCUUCCACCCCCACCUGGUGGAUGCUGUCAUGAGUCGCUUCCCUCGGCUGCUGGACCCCCAGAGGCUGGCUGCAGAGAUCCUCACCUACAAGUCCCAGAACCCCGGGGUCUGA
This is a messenger RNA of Indicator indicator, 2001 nucleotides long. RefSeq names its product zinc finger CCCH-type containing 12A (gene ZC3H12A). Gene Ontology annotation, biological process: 3'-UTR-mediated mRNA destabilization; nuclear-transcribed mRNA catabolic process, RNase MRP-dependent. Gene Ontology annotation, molecular function: mRNA binding; metal ion binding; RNA endonuclease activity. Bases 1 to 2001 code for a protein of 666 amino acids. Gene Ontology annotation, cellular component: cytoplasmic ribonucleoprotein granule; nucleus. Lineage: Eukaryota; Metazoa; Chordata; Aves; Piciformes; Indicatoridae. The record is from RefSeq and is a predicted model, not a curated record. The transcript is spliced from 5 exons.